CAGCCUUCGCCGCUCACCACGAUGCCCGCAUAUACGCUCAAUGCCGAUCUAGCAGCCACAGCCGCGCCGCCCGUGCCGCUGGCGCGCGCCUGGGCGGCCACCUUUCCCGGCAAGGCGACGCACGCCGAGGCGCGCGAGCUGCCGCUGCUCAAUCUCGCCCAGGGCGUGCCCGGACACCUGCCGAGCGAGGCACUGCUGGCGCGCAUGCAGCAAGAGGCUGGACGCGAGCCGGCGGCAGCGGCUGGCUACGGCGGCGUCUUUGGUGCGCCUGAGUUGCGCAAGGCUCUGGCGGCCGACGUGCGGCAGCGAUACGGCGGCGACUGUGCGGAGGACGACGUGGCCAUCACGGCCGGCGCGAACCUGGCAGCGGCGGUGGCCUUCCAGGCCGUCGCGCGGAGGGGCGAUGCUGUCGUGCUGCCGACGCCGUGGUACUUCAACCACGAGAUGACGCUCUCGUCCCUGGGUGUACAUGCCGUGCCGCUGCCGACAGAGGCGCCCUCCUAUCUGCCGUCUCCAGCCGCUCUGCGCAAGUUGCUUGCUUCCAGGCGCUCUGACAGCGCGCCGGCGAUCCGCGCCCUCGCGCUCGUCACGCCGAACAAUCCGACAGGCGCCAUCUAUCCGCCCGAGCUCCUGCGCGAGUUCGCGUCGUUGUGCCGCGAGGAGAGCAUUGCGCUCAUUCUCGACGAGACAUACCGAGACUUCCUCCUGGACGACGCGAAGGAGCCUGCUCGCCCGCACGGACUCUUCGAGGACGCUGACUGGCGUGACACCCUCAUGCACAUUCACAGCUACUCGAAGGCGUACGCCAUCCCGGGCCACCGUCUGGGCGCGCUGAUCGCCUCGCCCGAAUUGCUCGCCGCCGAGGGCGAGUUUGGCCCCGUCGCCAAGGCGCUCGACAAUCUGCAGAUCUGUCCGCCGCGCACCGACACGCAGCGUGCCGUGGCGUGGGCGAUGCAGGCGCCCGAACACGUCUCCUGGCGGCUCAACAAGGCGCGCGAGCUGGCCGAGCGGCGCACGCUCUUCUACGAGCUGAUGCGGCCACUUGAGGAGCUCGGCUGGCGCGUCGAGAGCGCCGGCGCAUACUAUGCGUACGUGGCGCAUCCCUGGAGCGGCACUCCGAGCGAGGUCGUAGCCGAGCAGCUGGCGGCGCGCGUCGGCGUCGUCGUUCUGCCUGGCGCCUUCUUCUCGCCUCGAGGGAGUACAGAAGAUGCGGCGCAGCGCCUGCGCGUCAGCAUCGCCAAUGUCGACGAGGAGCUGCUGCGCACCCUGCCACAGCGGCUGCAGCUGCUGAAGGGCGUGCACUUGCAAUGACACGAGUGGCGGUGAGACAGCGCUGCGAGGCCUUGCGAUUAGGAGCGGCCUUAGAAUACAGAGGAGAGUGGCAGGUGACGCAGUGGGGCUAUGUACACAGGCAGCACCUCGAGCCGAGAUGUGCCACAGGACAUGCGACGGGAUCAGCUUGCCGACGCCGACGGGUCGU
Molecule: messenger RNA, 1480 nt
Organism: Tilletiopsis washingtonensis
Lineage: Eukaryota; Fungi; Basidiomycota; Exobasidiomycetes; Entylomatales
Product: PLP-dependent transferase
Exons: 4
Coding region: 22-1311 (429 amino acids)
Biological process (GO): biosynthetic process
Molecular function (GO): pyridoxal phosphate binding; catalytic activity
Source: RefSeq, a predicted model, not a curated record